This is a messenger RNA of Monosiga brevicollis MX1, 621 nucleotides long. RefSeq lists its product as uncharacterized. Lineage: Eukaryota; Choanoflagellata; Craspedida; Salpingoecidae. The record is from RefSeq and is a predicted model, not a curated record. The transcript is spliced from 3 exons. The coding region runs from base 1 to 621 and encodes 206 amino acids.
AUGGCAGCUUCGCGCCAGGUGGGGCGGGAUGGCCGUCGAGUGUUGGGUGGAGAUGGCGCGCGGCCGGGGCCGCUCGAUGAUUUGGAGAACUUGCUGAAGAGCACCGAACCUUUGGGUGCUGUCCAAUCCGCCAUGCUCCGCCAGGUUUGCGCCCCUGCACUUGCGCGCCUGGGAACAAGCGCUGGGAACAAGCGUGCCCACAACUCAUCUCGGACCUGUUCGGCUGUAGACGCUCGGCCCGUUGGCUCAAGCUACGCAGCACACCCUCGACGACAUUGGCAAAAACUGUCCACAACACCUUGCAAAGCUAAUUGGCUUCGAGUACACGAAGGCCUCAUGCUUCAGGAGGUUAACCAGCAAAUGGCCGCCGAUGGCAAGGGGCUCGCCGACGAGGAUGAGGCCAGCAUCACAGCCGCACACCAUGAACUGGCCGCCAAUUUGGCCGAACUGAUGCAGCACGCCUGUGGUCCAACAUUUACACUGGCUCGCGGUGGUGUCGACGUCUCCUCAACCGAGGAAAUCAACCAGCUUGACGCCGCCAUCAACGGCUGGCGCUCUGGCAGAGUGCCCGACCGCCAACGCCGUGCAUUUCCCCCCUCGGCUCACACCCCUAACCUCUGA